Closterium sp. NIES-65 is the source of this 420-nucleotide messenger RNA. NCBI's taxonomy places the organism in Eukaryota, Viridiplantae, Streptophyta, Zygnematophyceae, Desmidiales, Closteriaceae. The record is from the annotation of a GenBank genome assembly.
AUGGGCGCCGAUCUCUAUGGGCGCCUAUCUCUAGGGGCGCCUAUCUCUAUGGGCGUCUAUCUCAAGGGGCGCCUAUCUCUAGGGGCGCCUAUCUCUACGGGCGCCUAUCUCAAUGGGCGCCUCUCUUUAGGGGCGCCAAUCUCUAGAGGGGCGCCUAUCUAUAGGGGCGCAUAUGUCUAUGGGCGCCUAUCUCUAGGGGCGCCUAUCUCUAUGGGCGCCUAUCUCUAUGGGCGCCUCUCUCUAUGGGCGCCUAUCUCUAUGGGCGCCUCUCUCUAUGGGCGCCUCUCUCUAUGGGCGCCUAUCUCUAGGGGCGCCUAUCUCUAUGGGCGCCUACCUCUAUGGGCGCCUAUCUCUUUGGGCGCCUAUCUCUAUGGGCGCCUAUCUCUAGGGGCGCCUAUCUCUAGGGGUGCCUAUCUCUAG